GGGCAAGUUGACAAAUAUUGGCCAAAAUAAAAAAUGGCUCCUUUUUAACCGCUACGCAUAACCUCAAUUCAAUUUGUAGCAUUUUGUAAUUGUUAUUUGUUUGUGUAUAGGUGAGAAUUGGGGAGUAAGUUAAAAAAUAAUUUACCAUGGCGGACGCAGCUGCCAGACAGUUGCAAUAUGAAUAUAAGGCGAAUUCAAAUCUCGUACUCCAAGCUGAUGUACGUCUGAUAGAGCGUCGUGGACGAGAUGAGGCGACAGGCGAGGUGCUGUCCUUGUCUGGCAAGCUCGGUGGGACAAGGAUGGGCGACCGAGCACAACGCACCAAGCCAGACAAAGCUGAAGAGAGGAAAGCUAAACGUCAGAAACGUGACGAAGCUACAUAUGAACUAUCAAAAUCGAAGACAUCGCGUGCAGCAUGGGCUGAUGACACACCGGGCGUGCUGUACCGUCCUCGGACACAGCACACGAGGCAUGCAUAUGAAUUAUUACUGUCGUUCAUGCAGAGUACACUCGGUGAUCAACCUAGAGGACUGCUGUGUGGGGCUUGUGAUGAGGUCCUAAUGGUACUCAAGAAUGACAAACUGAAAGAUCCGGAAAGAAAAAAAGAGAUAGAAGCACUGAUUGGUGCUUUAGCAGAUGAACGGUUUGCCUUAUUGGUGAAUCUUGGCAAGAAGAUUACUGAUUUUAAUGUAACAUCAGCGGAGGGUAAUACCGAGAUUGAUGAGACAUAUGGAAUUAAUGUACAGUUUGAAGAAUCCUCGGAAGAAGAUGAUGAAGAUGCAUAUGGAGAGGUGAGAGAUGAUGAUAAAGAGGAAGGGGAAGGUACAGACAAUGAGCAGGGGAAAGAGAGUAGUGCAGAAGAUGAUAGUGAUACUGAAGGAAAGAAGAACAGUAUACAUGCUAAUCUAUCCGAGGAACAGACACAGAAGCGACGAGAUGCCACACUCCAUCCAAUGGAUAUUGAUGCCUACUGGCUGCAGCGUCGACUCUCUAGACACUUCCCCGAUGCCAUGUUGUCACAGGCUAAGUCCAGCGAGGUGAUGAAGGCACUCGCUGAGGCGGCAGAUGACAGAGAUCUUGAAAACAGACUAGUGCUUUUAUUGGGUUAUGAUUGCUUUGACUUUGUUAAAGUACUCAAUAAAUAUAGAUAUACAAUCCUAUAUUGCACGAAGCUGGCAUCAUCACAAUCUGAGAAUGAGAGGAUGAGCAUCCGCGAGGAGAUGUCCCGACAGCCGCAUCUACAGAAGAUUCUGGCACAGCUAGAAACUGGCAAGGGAGAUGAGGAGAUGGCGCAGCAAUCGGAAGCACCACGUAAACGUCAGAAGACGGAAACAGAGACUACAGAAGGUGGUGGUCAAGUGUCAGGCUCGAGGAAAGUGUUGGCACUGGACGAGCUGGUGUUUGCAGCUGGCUCACACUUCAUGGCUAACAAACGAUGUCAAUUACCACCCGGAUCUUUUAGAAAGCAAAGGAAAGGUUACGAAGAAGUCCAUGUACCAGCGUUAAAACCAAAACCAUUUGAACAGGAUGAGACUCUAGUGGCCGUGGAGAAGUUGCCGAAGUAUGUGCAACCUGCGUUUGAAGGAUUUAAAACUUUAAAUAGAAUACAGAGUCGUAUAUCAAAAGCUGCGUUAGAGAGUGACGAGAACCUAUUAGUGUGUGCUCCGACUGGUGCUGGUAAAACGAACGUUGCGUUGUUGUGCGCGUUACGUGAAGUUGGCAAACACGUGAAUGAUGAUGGCACAGUUAGUGUUGCAGACUUCAAGAUUAUUUAUGUAGCACCAAUGCGGUCGUUGGUGCAAGAAAUGGUGGGUAACUUCAGUAAACGUCUUGCAGCGUAUAAUAUGAAAGUGUCAGAAUUGACCGGAGACCAUCAGCUGACGAGGGAGCAGAUUGAUGCUACACAGCUGAUUGUCUGCACUCCAGAGAAGUGGGAUAUUAUUACUAGGAAAGGUGGUGAAAGAUCAUUCACCAAUCUAGUACGUCUGAUCAUAAUAGAUGAAGUACAUCUACUGCAUGAUGAGAGAGGACCUGUACUGGAGGCGCUGGUGGCACGGACCUUACGUACUGUGGAGCAUACCCAGGAAGAGGUACGUCUCGUCGGUCUGUCCGCCACGCUGCCUAACUACACAGAUGUCGCGGCCUUCUUGCGCGUGCGACCUGAAAAAGGACUAUUUUAUUUCGAUAACUCUUUCAGGCCAGUAGCACUGGAACAACAGUACAUUGGAGUGACCGAGAAAAAAGCUCUAAAAAGGUUCCAAGUUAUGAAUGAUAUCGUAUACGAAAAGACAAUGGAGCAUGCUGGCAGGAACCAGAUCCUGGUGUUUGUGCAUUCUCGAAAAGAGACGGGAAAAACUGCGCGUGCGAUUCGAGAUAUGUGCUUAGAGAAAGAUACAUUGGGACAGUUUCUGAGAGAGGGGUCAGCGAGUGUUGAAGUGCUGCGUACCGAAGCCGAGCAAGUGAAGAAUCCAGAGCUAAGGGAAUUAUUGCCGUAUGGCUUCGCGAUACAUCAUGCUGGUAUGAGCAGAGUGGACAGAACGUUGGUUGAAGAUUUAUUCGCCGAUAGACAUAUACAGGUGUUGGUGUCAACAGCUACCCUCGCGUGGGGUGUCAAUUUACCAGCACACACUGUGAUAGUGAAGGGUACCCAGGUGUAUUCACCGGACAAGGGUCGCUGGAGUGAACUGGGUGCGUUAGAUGUGCUGCAGAUGUUGGGUCGUGCUGGAAGACCUCAGUACGAUACUAAGGGAGAGGGUAUCCUGAUAACGAAUCAUUCUGAGCUGCAGUACUACCUGUCGUUACUCAAUCAACAGCUGCCGAUAGAGUCGCAGUUCGUGAGCAAGUUGCCGGACAUGCUCAACGCUGAGAUUGUGCUCGGAUCAGUGCAGAGCGUUCGCGACGCCGUCACAUGGCUAGGUUACACAUAUCUGUAUGUUCGUAUGUUGCGAGCACCAUCUUUGUAUGGUAUAUCAUCAGAUAAGAUGCAAGAAGAUACAUUACUGGAGUUACAUCGAGCUGAUCUGAUACACACGGCAGCAUCACUACUUGACAAGGCCGGAUUGAUAAAAUAUGAACGUAAAUCGGGACAUUUUCAACCUACAGAGCUCGGUCGUAUUGCAUCACAUUAUUACUGUACAUAUGAAACGAUGCAAUCUUACAAUCAGUUGUUGAAACCGACAUUGGGAGAGAUAGAGUUGUUCCGAGUCUUCUCAUUGUCAGCUGAAUUCAAACAUAUCGCUGUAAGAGAUGAGGAGAAAUUGGAAUUACAUAAGUUGAUGGAAAGGGUGCCGAUUCCAAUAAAAGAAAGUAUUGAAGAACCGUCAGCUAAAAUCAACGUUUUACUACAAGCGUAUAUUUCACAAUUGAAGUUGGAAGGAUUCGCUCUGAUGGCGGACAUGGUUUAUGUCACACAAUCAGCUUGUAGAUUGCUCAGAGCCAUCUUUGAAAUUGUACUACAUAGAGGUUGGGCACAAUUAGUGGAUAAAACUCUGGCCCUUUGUAAAAUGGUUGAUCGUCGUAUGUGGCAGUCAAUGUCUCCGUUGAGACAAUUCAGAAAAAUGCCAGAAGAGGUAAUAAAGAAAUUAGAAAAGAAAAACUUCCCAUGGGAGAAGUUAUACGAACUGGGACCUAACGAGAUCGGUGAACUAGUCAGAGCUCCCAAACUGGGCAAGAUGAUACACAAAUAUGUGCACCAGUUCCCCAGACUGGAGCUGGCGACUCACAUACAGCCAAUCACCAGAUCAACCCUCAGGGUGGAGCUGACCAUCACACCAGACUUCCAGUGGGACGAGAAGAUUCAUGGUCAAUCGGAGGCUUUCUGGGUGUUGGUGGAAGACGUGGAUUCCGAAGUGGUGCUGCACCACGAAUACUUCCUGCUGAAGCACAAGUACUGCCGCGAUGAGCAACAUGUGAAACUGUUUGUACCUGUAUUCGAGCCGCUGCCUCCGCAAUACUUCCUGCGCGUUGUAUCUGACCGUUGGAUAGGAGCUGAGACACAGUUGCCGGUCUCAUUCCGUCAUCUCAUCUUACCUGAGAAGAAUCUACCUCCCACGGAGCUGCUGGACUUACAGCCAUUGCCUGUCACAGCGCUGAGAAAUAAUAACUAUGAAGCUUUAUACAGUGAUAUAUUCCCGCAAUUCAAUCCUGUGCAGACUCAGGUGUUCAAUGCGGUGUACAAUUCAGAUGACAACGUGUUUGUGGGCGCACCCUCUGGGUCGGGCAAAUCAGUGAUAGCAGAACUUGCACUACUACGACUGUUGUCGAGUAACGCGGGCGGGCGUGCGGUUUAUCUUCUGCCUAAAGACGCUCUAGCUGAUAUAGUGUUCGCUGAUUGGUAUCACAAGUUUGGUACUAAGUUUAAUUUAAAGGUGGUACAACUUACUGGUGAGACGGCGACUGACCACAAACUGCUGAACAAGGGUCAGAUCAUCAUCACCACAGCGGAGAAGUGGGACGUAUUGUCUAGAAGAUGGAAGGUGCGCAAGAGUGUUCAGAACGUAUCCCUGGUGAUAGUGGAUGCGUUGCAGCUGCUGGGCGGUGAGGAGGGACCCGUGCUUGAGGUGGUCUGCUCCAGGAUGCGGUACAUCAGCUCACAGAUAGGUCGUCCGAUCCGUAUAGUGGCGUUAUCUCUGCCGCUUGCAGACGCUCGUGAUGUGUCGCAAUGGCUCGGCUGCAACUCUAAUGCAUCCUUCAAUUUCCAUCCGAGCGUGAGACCUCUACCUCUAGAGCUGCAUAUACAGGGUUUCAACAUAUCUCACGCCGCGUCUCGUCUCGCAGCAAUGACGAAACCGAUAUACAACGCCAUUUGUCGUUUCGCGGGAACACGACCAUGUGCAGUAUUUGUACCUUCAAGACGACAUGCAAGACUACUAGCUGCUGAUCUGUUGGCGCUGGCAGCAGCUGCUGGAAGAACUGGCAGGUUCCUGAGAGCCAGACAGGAUCUGGUGAAGCCAUUCCUCGAUAGAGUCAAAGAUAAGAUGCUAAAAGAAACGCUGUCAGCUGGAGUAGCAUACUUACAUGAGGGUGUAGAACCUUCCGAUAGACGUCUAGUGCAGCAGCUGCUGGAAUCUGGAGCUGCUCAGCUGUGUGUAGUAGCUGCGGAGCUGGCCUGGGCUUUUGCGGCCCAUGUGCAUACUGUGAUCGUAGCUGAUACACAUGUAUACAAUGGCAAAUUGCAUUCCUACGAGCAAUAUCCGAUAACAACAGUGCUACAGAUGUUGGGACGCGCGUGUCGACCUCUGGAAGAUGACAGAGCUGUUGCAGUGUUAAUGUGUGCUGCACAUCACAAGACAUUCUUCACUAAGUUAUUAAAUGAUUGUUUACCGCUAGAGAGUCACUUAGACCAUAGACUACACGAUCACAUGAACGCUGAGAUAGUGACAAAGACCAUAGAGAACAAGCAGGACGCCGUUGACUAUCUCACCUGGACCUUCCUCUACAGGCGAUUGACACAGAAUCCUAAUUACUAUAACUUGCAAGGAGUCACACAUAGACAUCUUUCUGAUCAUCUAUCUGAGUUGGUAGAAACAACUCUAUCAGAACUGGAGCAAUCUAAAUGCAUUGCUAUUGAAGAUGAGAUGGACGUCCGUCCGCUAAACCUCGGCAUGAUCGCGUCUUACUACUACAUCAAUUAUACUACUAUAGAACUGUUCAGUUUGUCACUCACAAGUAAGACAAAGAUACGAGGACUUCUGGAGAUCAUAUCCUCGGCCGCGGAGUACUCGGACCUCUGCAUCCGGCAUCGAGAGGAGAACAUCAUCAAGACAUUGGCUGCCAAAGUGCCGCACAAACCUGCAGCUGGUGCGGGCGCGGCUCCCGGAGCCACAGUACGUUAUAACGACCCUCAUGUUAAAGCUCACGUGUUACUUCAAGCUCAUCUCUCACGUAUGCAGCUUCCAGCUGAAUUACAAGCUGAUACAGCUAUUGUACUUACUAAGGCGAUCCGUCUCAUCCAAGCGUGCGUGGACGUGGUGUCCAGUAGCGGAUGGUUGUCACCAGGUGUUGCCGCCAUGGAGCUGGCCCAGAUGGUGACACAAGCGAUGUGGGCAAAGGACUCAUAUUUACGUCAACUGCCUCACUUCACUCAGGAGAUGGUGCAGAGAUGCUCAGAAAAGGGUGUGGAGACUGUCUUUGAUGUGAUGGAAUUAGAAGACAACGCUAGAGCCAAGUUGUUGCAGCUCUCCCCGACUGAGAUGGCAGAUGUAGCAAGAUUCUGUAACCGAUAUCCUAAUGUUGAACUUACUUAUGAGGUAAAGAACGAACGUCGUCUACGCGUAGGCAAGCCGAUAGUUGUUGAAGUGUCGCUGGAGAGAGAAGACGAGAUUGUAGGACCUGUUAUUGCACCAUUCUUCCCGCAGAAACGUGAAGAAGGUUGGUGGGUUGUCAUCGGAGAGCCUAAAAGUAAUAGCUUGCUGUCCAUCAAACGUGUCUCGCUAGGGCGCUCCGCCCGGCUGCGUCUGGACUUUGUGAGCGGAGCACCCGGCAGACAUACUUAUACGUUAUACUUCAUGUCAGACUCAUAUCUUGGCGCUGAUCAGGAGUACAAGUUUACUGUAGACGUGGAUGAUGCUCCACAAACUGAUUCCAGCGAUUCAGAAUAAAGUGGCAACACUAAAUACUUUGUAUGAUGGUAUGUGACAACCCUAUUUUUAAAAAGUGACAACCCUAAAUGCAAUAUUUUGAGAUAAUAUUAAAUGAAAAAUGUUGUGACAACCCUGGAAA
Messenger RNA from Papilio machaon (common yellow swallowtail), 6720 nucleotides. RefSeq names its product putative U5 small nuclear ribonucleoprotein 200 kDa helicase (gene l(3)72Ab). Bases 147 to 6599 code for a protein of 2150 amino acids. Gene Ontology annotation, molecular function: nucleic acid binding; ATP hydrolysis activity; ATP binding. The record is from RefSeq and is a predicted model, not a curated record. Gene Ontology annotation, cellular component: nucleus. The transcript has 41 exons. NCBI's taxonomy places the organism in Eukaryota, Metazoa, Arthropoda, Insecta, Lepidoptera, Papilionidae.